Messenger RNA from Epithele typhae, 4044 nucleotides. RefSeq lists its product as uncharacterized. The transcript is spliced from 13 exons. Lineage: Eukaryota; Fungi; Basidiomycota; Agaricomycetes; Polyporales; Epitheliaceae. The coding region runs from base 1 to 4044 and encodes 1347 amino acids. The record is from RefSeq and is a predicted model, not a curated record.
AUGGACAAGCUCACCACGUCCGCACCGACCAAGUCUUCCCUUGACUCGUCCAGCCCCCAGGUCCGCGAGGCGAAAUAUGCUUUAGAUGGGUUGGCUAAGACGGCGGAAAAGAACGCGAAGCCCGAGAGGACGAUGGAGAAGGCCCUCGGCGCUCUCAGCGACCCCCUCCCCGACAGCAACGGUUUCAACCUUCUGCUAGAUGGUGUUAACUCUCUUCUCGAGAACUUGCCGUCGCUUGUGAAAGCCCUCGACGAAGUUGCUAAACUUCACCCCUUCGUAUCAGUCGCGGUUGGCGCCUUCAAGAUUGUUAUCGAACUCGAGGUGAAGCGACGAGACAACGACAGGAAGGUCAACCUUCUCUUCCUCGAGAUGAAGAGUAUGAUGUCGACCAUACUCCAGCUCCAAAAUGUACGCGCGAGUCACGUCGCGCGCGACGGUCUAACGGUCGGAAUGCGCUUGGACGGGCUCAUGAAGCAGAUCGCGGAAGAUAUCAAGGAGUGCGCAAACGCGUGCGACACCUACUCAAAGAAGCGUCUGCUUGUCAAGGUCCUCAAGGGCUCGAGCUGGAACGAGAAGCUGCAAGAGUAUGUUCAGCGCUUCAUCGACCGCAAGGCGGAGAUCGCUUUCGCGGUUUCAGUACAUACCGGAAUCGCCAUUGACGGGGCGAACGACAAGCUUGACGGCAUCCUGACGAGAUUGGACGUUAUCGUCGCGUACUUCGACCGUGUUGUCCUGCCAGAUCAACAACCCCUCCUCGAGAUCGUACGGAAGGCCGGAGGCCCAGAGAAAGCACUCGCGGAUCCUUCCACGAUGGAAGACCUGCUCCGCCGCGAGAACCGUAAUGAGGAGGAUCUGACCAACCCCACGUGGCGUCCUGUGCGGACCUCUCUUCCGCAGGCCGGGACAUCGGCUUCACCCUGGAUGUACGACUACUCGCGCUCUGCCGAGGCACACCGUUCGUGCAAACGCUCGGCGGAGAAUCGCGCACGCGUGCACACUCGGGUAUACGCUUCUCCAACAGGUCCGAUGUACUGUCCAGGACAAUCCUCACGCACCCCAGGCGCAUUCGUUGGAUCGCGGGCGUAUGUAAUGCCUACCAGCGGCGCAAACCCCGUUAUGUACAGCAAUGUCGGAGCGCGGGGAUCUUAUGAGAACGUGAGAUCUGGUUCGUACGAUCUUCAUCCGACGCUCUCCUUUACUGGCAUGCUGAUGUCAUGCUCCGGAUAUGUGAUCGUAGGCUCCGAUGGGUGUCCGUCACAAGAGCAAGUGGACUUGCAACAAGAAUUGGCAGAUGCACCGUCAAUUGCGAUCGGGAAGAAUUUUGAAGCUUUUGAGCGCAAGUUCAAGAUUCUGCAACUCAACAUGAUGAGCGAGAUUCGCGAUAUUGUUGCCCAUCAGGGUGACCGCGUCAUCACUUCAGUCCUUGACGGCCCUCACGAGAAGAUCAUUGACCCAGAUCUUUACGAAAUCUGGAAAGAUAUGCGUUGGCGCGGAAUCGUCAAAGCACGUCACCUUGUCCUGGCCAUCCACGACUACUAUAUGCAGAAGUUGGACGAUCUGCAGCGCAUCAUCAAGUCUAAUCGAGAUCGUCCAAUGAACGCGGCUGACGAGUGGACUCUGAACUAUAUCGACUUGAUGCAUAUCCAACCUAUCAUCGAAGCUCUAGAUGAGGACGCCUCGGGGUUCGUUUCCAUUUCCGAAGUUAAUCGAUUUACGAUCUCGCGACCGAAAGGCUGGAGUCUGUUGCGUUGGCUCGCUUAUUGGGCAGUCGGCUGGCAGGUCUCGAUGGCGUCUUACAGGUACAAGAUCACCGCGCUUCUCACACGCAUUUCAGCUACCAUGCGCGAUGUGCGAUCGCUGAACAAUAGCAGCGUGGAGAAGUACUACGAGAACGUCAAACAACUGGUGAACUCAAUGUCCACGUCCUUCCAGCACAACGCCGACCUGCUGCCCCUUUUGCCUCGCUUCCAAGACUGGAUAGAAUUGGAGGAAGAGCGAAUGAGAAAAGCGCUCGAAACAGUCAACUACGAUCUGGACGAGCUCAAUACCGUUGCCCUGGUGAACGGACGGCAAGGUCUAGAGCGGAAUAUCUUUCCCAUCCUGUACUUGCUCCUUUCUCGACACUACGACGUCGUUAAGAUCGCCAAGAGCUACAUUCUGCAUCAAGAGGAGUUUCUGAGCGCCGAAGCCGCUAUUCGGAUGAUUCAUGAGGCGGUAUCGAUGCGCACGAGAGAGCUUUCCGUGUUGUUUUAUCAACGACGUCUCGACGUAAGCCGGGAAAUGGACGAACAUGCUUGCGGUAUCUUGUCGGGUCCGCCCCAUGGCUAUUGUGCUACGGUCCCAAUGAGUGGAGAUGAGGUUUUGGUGCCGGAGAACAACGAUUGUCCAUCGACCAAUAUUCUCAAGUUCCCACCUGCAUUCGAGGAUUUCUACCCCACCAAUGACGAUGGUUUACAUGAUCAGCAAGAUAGAGACGACGUAGCAGAAGCGGUGAAAGCAGUGCUUGGUAGAUGGACAGGUCGCCGUAGUCCUUCGGCGGAACCAAUCACAUCAGGGAUGGUUAGGCCUUGUGACUUCACGUUCCAUACCACAGAUAGCCCGGACGAGUUUACCGCCAUCCCUUUGCUGCAGGCACCAUGGACGCAUCCACGUUCCGAGUUUGUUGGGACUUAUACCAAGGCAGAAGACGGAACUACCACGUACUCCAUCAAACGCGUCAAUCGCUGGAGUGAUUCCUCUCCCGAGUUCUAUUCCCUUGCUCUUUCUCCAGAUGGCGGUACUCUCGUCGGUGUUUGCGGAUCCAACCCCGACCUCACCGGCUUGGUACUUCCUGUUUGCCUGAAGAAAGACUUCGACUACGACAUCAUGGCCUUCUAUCCGACUUCUCAGGACCUCGACAACAACAAGCCUCGCGCGUUAUGGCGCUUCGCCUCCCGAGCGGUCCUUAAUCGUAUCAGGGCACGCAACUUCUCCUGGGAGUACGUCAGGGAUCGAAUGCAAAGGCGCCGAACUCUCGCCGCCUUCAUCUAUCGCAGCAUCCGCGGCCCUCCUCUCCAGCCCUCCGAUGAAAAAAUCCGUCUUUCCCUCGUGAACAGCUCCACGCCAGCCGACCUUCACCUCGCCGCCGCAGUGACCGUAGAUCAGGAGCGGUACCCCAUCCCACUUUUGUUCUGUUCCGGCGCCCCAGCUCGCUGCUCGCGCGUUAUCCCGAACACAGUCCCCCUCAUCACGUCAUUCUCUGAAACCUACUACGACUCGCCCCUCCAUAUCUGCGACGAUUUUGCCUGCCUCUUUGCGACUAUGCAAGAAGACUAUUGGAGUGCGGUCCUCAAGACGCGCCGGCCAGGCUGGACAUCCUCUGCGUUCACCGAACAAGCCUUGGGGAUGUCGAUCCGAGACCUCGGGAGUCGCACGGCGCACCUCAAGAUGCAGUUUGCCCGCGCCACCGCACCUCGAUUCCCUCAACCCGAACCGUACUUCGCGGAGUCUUCCCUAGGAGAGAAUGCCUGUGGCGUGCGGCCCCUCAACUCGCCUCAGUCAGGCCUGUCGACCAUCAGCGAACGCUCUGGGCCGGACGACGACGAGGUACCGCGACGGUCGUGUGAGGAGGAGCUUGGCGUGCCGAACGAUCGACUCAGUCGCGUACGCCGUCAGGAAUCGCUCGACUCCCAGAGUCACCGAGGAGUGUCUCUCGAUGAUCAGUUCCCCGCGCGCCCAACCUGCUUGGGAUGUGCGUCUGAGGUUUCAUCUCCGUGCUGGAUGUGUGCUGAGUGCCAAGGUCACAUUUUCGUUUGCUAUGCCUGCGACGCGCGCGAGCGUGACGGCGUCUUCGGAGGCGCGCACAAGGGCACGCACGCUUUGUUGAACAUCUCCCCCACCCCCAUCGCCUACGGGUACGUUCCCUACAGCUCCGGAUGGAACUGGAACGACAGUGGCCCCCCCGACUCGCCUCCCAAUUCCCAUGCUCCUUCAGCAUGGCAGCAGUGCUAUGACAUGGCCUUGAGGCCCUCGACCGAUCCGUUUCAUACAUGGCAGCAGUACUAG